Messenger RNA from Eutrema salsugineum, 2129 nucleotides. RefSeq lists its product as uncharacterized. The transcript is spliced from 2 exons. Bases 103 to 1962 code for a protein of 619 amino acids. The record is from RefSeq and is a predicted model, not a curated record. Lineage: Eukaryota; Viridiplantae; Streptophyta; Magnoliopsida; Brassicales; Brassicaceae.
AUUUCAGACUACCGGAAAAAAAAGGUUCAAACCUUUAUCAGUCCUGUUUCUUCUCUCGAAGAAGUUACCAGACUUACAGCUGCUGAAGCAGGUAAAAUCACGAUGGGAACGGAAUCUUUGCUAUCUUCAGGAGGAGACACGUCGGAGAAGGAUCCGGCACCGGCAGGAAAGGAAGAUCAUUUUCGAGAAAGGGUUCUCGGUUCUGAUUUGAGGGUAAUGGAUGGUGAUUUUAUGGGAUUUGAUGAAAAUAAUCUUGGAGAAAGUGACUUAGAUCAGAUUCACAAAACAGCUUCAUCAGUCCUCGAGUCCUUUUCGCUUAUGUGGGAAGAAAUCGACGAACGGUGUACUUCCCUGGAAGGUCUGCUAAAAGAACGAGCCAUGGAAUUAGAGCUUAAGGAGAGAUCUGUAAUGGAACGGACUUUAGAGUUGAAGAAGAAGGAAGAGGAGGUUGAAGAGAGGGAGAGGAAGAUUGGUUUGCUUGAAAAGUCCAUGCUUUUAAGGUUAGAGAAGAAAGAACAAGAAAUUGAUAUGAAACAGUAUCUGGUAUCAUCUGUCGUGAGAUUGGUUUGUGAGAAGGCGAGUGAAGAAGUAACGAACAAGCUUGAAGAGAGGAGAAAAGAGGUUGAGCGGCUUUCUAAGUUGAACGAUGACAAGUCAUGUGAGUUAGAGAGGACAGUACUACAUGAGUUUGAUCUGAAGCAAAAAGAAUCGAAUGAGAGAUGGAGCAAAGAAGCUGAGCUGGUCAGAGAAUCUCUUAAGCAACUCAAAUUGAGGGAGAAGGAGCUUAGCUUACUCGAUGAAGCCAUUAAAGAGAAGGCGUCUGAACUAGAGAAGAAAGAAGAGAUCUUUGAAGCGGAAAAGAAAGCAAAAGCUGAGGAGUUGGAAUGGAAGAGCGAGUUUCUCCAUGUAAAGGAGAAGAAACUUGAAAAAAGGGAAGACGAGCUUGAUUUUAAGCUGAUGGAACUAGAACAACGAACAAUACAAGCCGAGACUUGGAAGCGGUCCAGGGGAAAAUUGUUGGCACAAAAGGUUCGUGAAGCUGAUUCUCAUAUCCGUCCCUUUAAAAGGCAUAAAUCGCUUAGGGAACACAUGCAUGGUGAUGAAGACAUGGGAAUAGAUUCAGCUUCUGCAUCUCCUCCUGUACAAAUAAGCGAAGCACAUGAAAGAGAUAUUAUAGAAUUUGUCUCCAUAAAUGAUAUUGAUGAUGAAGAUCCUGAGCCAAUAAUGUGUUCUGAUUCCGAGUUUCAUGAUUACAGCAAGACAAUGAGCUCUUUCGUGGUUGGUAAAGUAUGGGCUCUCUAUGAUCCUAUAGAUGAAAUGCCUAGGUUGUAUGGUCGGAUCAAGAAAAUUAAUAAGUCUCGGUCGAGUCUUCAAGUGACAUGGCUUGAACCUAAAGAUGAGGACUCUGUUCCUGUUGCUUGUGGGAGGUUCACAUAUGGGGCUACAGAAACCUUAAGCCACUCGACGUUUUCUCAUGAGAUGCAGCCCAUCAUACAUGGCAAGAACUUCAUCGCUGUGAAUCCGAGACAAGGUGAAACGUGGGCUCUUUUCAGAGACUGGAGCCAAAGCUGGAACAAUAACCCCGAACAGCACAAGCCUCCUUAUAGAUACGAUUUUGUGGAAGUACUGUUCGAUUUCGAAGAUCAUCGAGGCGUAGGAGUGGCCUAUCUAGGGAAGGUUAAAGGUUUUACAUCCGUCUUUGAACAAGCUGAGCACAAUGGAGUCUGUCAACGCGUGAUCAACCUUGAGGAAAUGUAUAGAUUCUCUCACAGAGUGCCCUCAUUUAGGCUGAGUGGAGAGGAGAAAGAGGGAGUUCCUGCUGGUUCUUUUGAGCUAGACCCUGCUGCUGUCGUUGAUCACUCUAUCUACGAGGAAGCAGAGGAAACAGAAAGACAAAGCAAUGACUGUGGUGAAGGUCUUGAGCUUGCACUACAAGAUGACCCCUUUAUUAUCUUAGACUGAAAUUAGUGUUUUAGGGAGUCUGCUGUUCUUAGUUCGUCUUCUAACAUGUUCGAGUUAAUGUCUUAAAUGAUGGCUUCUUGUCGCAGAAAAUGGAACUCUGAUCAUUUGGACCUGUCUUUGUCUUACAAAUGUUAAAUUAUCAGGUGGGAUACAUGUAUUUUGUAACC